Messenger RNA from Fusarium keratoplasticum, 1287 nucleotides. RefSeq lists its product as uncharacterized. The record is from RefSeq and is a predicted model, not a curated record. Gene Ontology annotation, molecular function: protein binding. Gene Ontology annotation, biological process: DNA-templated DNA replication; rRNA processing. The transcript is spliced from 2 exons. Gene Ontology annotation, cellular component: nuclear pre-replicative complex. Bases 1 to 1287 code for a protein of 428 amino acids. Lineage: Eukaryota; Fungi; Ascomycota; Sordariomycetes; Hypocreales; Nectriaceae.
AUGCUGUCCCAGGAGUUCAUCUCGGCCAUCUGCGGCCCUCCUCUCGCCGCAAACACUGCCGUCUCCAAGGAUGUCGGCAUCUACUCUCACUCCCUCACACCGUCUCACACCAUCAAGGCGUCUUUCAAGAAGAGCUCCACUCCUGUCAACGGCUUAGCCGUCAGCCAGACUCACAUCUUUGCCGCCCAGGACCAAAAGGCACACGUUCAUGUCUACUCCCGCGUGCGUGGCAACCAAGAGGCCCUCGUGCCCUUCCCGGACAGGAUCCGCAGCCUGGCCCUCGCUGGCCAAGUGUUGGUCCUAGGCUCCGCGGAAGGAAGGCUGUUUUUGUGGGAGACGUGCACGGGCCGGCAAGUGUCGACACCGCCUUGCCACGUUCAGGCUGUUUCCUGCCUGGCUGUGACGCCCUAUCACAUCUUGUCCGGAUCUGAAGACUCCAACAUCAACGUCUGGUCAUUGUCACGCCUGCUUGAGCUCAAUGUCCAAGGGGAGCACGAACCCGACCUGACACUGUCCAACCACCGGGGUGCCAUCACCAGCUUGACCGUCGGCCCCAGCACCAACCCGGAAACCAGCAUAUGCGUGUCUGCCAGCAAGGACAAGACAUGCAUCAUUUGGAACUAUCAGACCGGUCAGCUUCUCCGGACGUUGCUCUUCCCCGCCUUUCCCCUCUGCGCCCGUCUCGAUCCGAGUGCCAGGGCUCUUUUCGUUUCUUCUGAGGAUGGCGCCGUCUCCCUGAUCGAGCUGUAUGGUGGCGAGAAGCCGGUGCUUGGCUCCCGCAGCACGGAGCUGCCGUCCAUUGUCGUGCAGGUCAGCGCCCCGCUGGCUGUCUCAGAUCCAGAAGCCGGCCAGCCAUCGUGCCUCGCUGUAACAUAUGACGGCACUUCGAUCCUGUCUGGGCACACCAGCGGCAAGAUCUUGCGGUGGAGUCUGGCUGAGAACUCCCACCCGACCGAAGUCGCGAGCCUCAAUGCCUCAGUGACCAACCUUUGCUUCGUCCCUCCCUUGUCGGCGGAGCAACCGACCAAGGCCUUGACCAUUGUCAAGCCAAACCAGAACCUCAAGCAAUAUACCUUUACAGGGCAAUUAACUACCGAUCUCGGAGAUGGGACACGACUCAGUCAGAUGCUAGCCACCAACGGAUUCUCGUCUGAAUCCCUGGAGACGGCAAUCUCAUCCGUGUCUACACCAUCCAACGGGAAACAAGACGACGAGCUUGCCAAGCAAGAGGAACAGUUCCGGGCCAUCAUGAACACUUGCAAGAUCCUCAAUGGCCCGGUCAGUUAG